This is a messenger RNA of Diabrotica virgifera virgifera (western corn rootworm), 663 nucleotides long. RefSeq lists its product as uncharacterized. The record is from RefSeq and is a predicted model, not a curated record. Bases 53 to 631 code for a protein of 192 amino acids. NCBI's taxonomy places the organism in Eukaryota, Metazoa, Arthropoda, Insecta, Coleoptera, Chrysomelidae. The transcript is spliced from 2 exons.
UAUAAAAUUAUAAAGAAGACAUAAACUGUAAACAAAAUAAAAACUUAAUUGAAUGCAACCUACAAAUUUUAUCGGAGCAAUAAAAUUACUGUUAUACAUUUCGACGCUUAAGUCACUCCAGGGCAGUUACUCCAGAAUCAUAAUGGGGCCAAAAUCUCUAACUCUUUUGGUAGUCCUUUGUAAUACCGUUUACAUCCAAUGCUUUCCUCAUCAUCUUCAUCCCCAUAACGAUGCUGGCGUGGAAGAUGACUUAUCUGAUGUGAGAUAUGUCAACGACAACUUCGCAAUUGAAGAUGCUGUGGAUGAUAACGUUUAUGGUUUUAGAGACCCCGUAGCCCUGAGAGCCACUGGUCUUAGCGGAGUUGUAACUAGUCUCGGACAAAUAGCCAAUGGUGUAGCUGAUGCUUUUGGUCAAGGUGCGUUGGCUGUUAUUGGUGAUAGUCGAGAUCCACCACAAGUCAUUAUACAUCAACAACCAGCAAAUCCUGUAGUGGUGCAGGGAAAUCCUGUUUAUCUACCAGGACAAGUACAAGUACUACCGGGACAAGUGCAAGUACAAGGACCAUAUGUACCGGGACAAGUACAAGGACGAUUUGUACCGGGAUGCAACACGUGUGGUAUCAUUGGAUGAUAAAUACUUCUAAUAAAGUAAUUAAUACAACA